Molecule: messenger RNA, 2318 nt
Organism: Condylura cristata (star-nosed mole)
Lineage: Eukaryota; Metazoa; Chordata; Mammalia; Eulipotyphla; Talpidae
Gene: CTPS2
Product: CTP synthase 2
Exons: 19
Coding region: 300-2060 (586 amino acids)
Biological process (GO): CTP biosynthetic process; pyrimidine nucleobase biosynthetic process
Cellular component (GO): cytoophidium; cytoplasm
Molecular function (GO): CTP synthase activity; identical protein binding
Source: RefSeq, a predicted model, not a curated record
UGGGGCCAAGAGCGUCCAGGGCGGAGGGUGACGCGAGGCUGUUUGCGCCGCAGGAAUCACUUUUUAAGCGCUGGUUGGGAGCUUUGCACAAACCCGGUGCAAACCCCGAGCUCACGGAGUGAGUCAGCGGGGCCAGAGCUGGGGGAGAGGGGAAGGUGGGCGAGGAGGCGCAUCGCACCCCAAGGCCGGCGCGGGAGGCGAGGAGGACUCGGUGGCAACUCGGGGUACCCCUAGCGGCUGUCCCCUCCUCAACCCGACAGGCUACAUCUGGGUGCAGGCACCCAGUCACUCCUCUGCCAAUGAAGUACAUCCUGGUCACUGGUGGGGUCAUCUCAGGCAUUGGAAAGGGGAUCAUUGCGAGCAGCAUUGGGACAAUUCUGAAAUCUAGUGGACUCCGAGUGACAGCCAUCAAAAUUGACCCCUAUAUUAACAUUGACGCGGGUACUUUCUCACCUUAUGAGCACGGUGAAGUGUUUGUCUUAAAUGAUGGUGGAGAAGUUGAUUUAGAUCUUGGAAAUUAUGAAAGAUUCUUGGAUAUUAACCUUUAUAAGGACAACAACAUCACCACCGGAAAGAUAUAUCAGCAUGUGAUCAAUAAGGAGAGGCGUGGCGACUUCCUGGGGAAAACUGUGCAAGUUGUCCCUCACAUCACUGAUGCUGUCCAGGACUGGGUUAUGAAUCAAGCCAUGGUGCCGGUGGAUGGUCAUAAGGAAGCGCCCCAAAUAUGCGUUAUUGAGCUGGGUGGCACCAUCGGAGACAUUGAAGGAAUGCCAUUUGUGGAAGCCUUCAGACAGUUCCAGUUUAAGGCAAAAAGACAGAAUUUCUGUAAUAUCCACGUUAGCCUUGUUCCCCAGCCCAGUGCCACCGGAGAGCAAAAAACCAAACCCACACAGAACAGUGUCCGAGCGCUGAGGGGGUUAGGCUUGUCUCCUGAUCUGAUUGUCUGCCGAAGUUCAAAGCCCAUCGAAAUGGCUGUGAAGGAAAAGAUUUCCAUGUUCUGUCACGUCAACCCUGAACAGGUGAUAUGUAUCCAUGAUGUUUCUUCUACAUACCGAGUGCCUGUACUUCUGGAGGAACAAGGCAUUGUUAAAUAUUUUAAGGAGAGACUGGGUUUGCCCAUCGGCGAUUCUGCAAGUAAUUUGCUUUUCAAAUGGAGAAAUAUGGCUGACAGAUACGAGAGGUUACAGAAAACCUGCUCCAUAGCUCUGGUUGGCAAAUACACUAAGCUCAGGGACUGCUAUGCCUCGGUGUUCAAAGCCCUGGAACACUCAGCCUUGGCCAUCAACCACAAGUUGAAGCUGAUGUACAUAGACUCCAUUGAUCUGGAGCAGACCACCAAAUCUGAGGACCCUGUGAGAUUCCACGAAGCUUGGCAGAAGCUCUGCAAGGCUGAUGGUAUCCUUGUGCCAGGAGGCUUCGGGAUCAGAGGAACGUUGGGAAAACUACAGGCGAUUUCUUGGGCAAGGUCAAAGAAGAUUCCUUUUCUGGGAGUUUGCCUUGGGAUGCAGCUAGCAGUGAUCGAGUUUGCGAGAAACUGCCUUGACUUGAAAGAUGCUGAUUCCACGGAAUUUGAGCCAAAUGCCCGUGUUCCUGUGGUAAUUGAUAUGCCUGAACACCACCCUGGCAACUUGGGAGGAACAAUGAGGCUGGGAAUAAGAAGAACCGUUUUCAAGACUGAGAAUUCAAUACUAAGGAAACUUUAUGGUGAUGUUCCUUUUAUAGAAGAAAGACACAGACACCGGUAUGAGGUGAACCCUCGGCUGAUCAACCAAUUUGAGAAGAAAGAUUUAAAUUUUGUAGGUCAGGAUGUAGAUGGUGAGAGGAUGGAAAUCAUUGAACUGGCAAAUCACCCUUAUUUUGUUGGUGUCCAAUUCCAUCCUGAGUUUUCUUCUAGGCCGAUGAAGCCUUCCCCGCCAUAUCUGGGCCUACUACUGGCGGCAACUGGGAAUCUGAAUGCCUACCUACAACGGGGGUGCAAACUGUCUCCCAGUGAUAGAUACAGCGAUGCCAGUGAUGACAGCUUCUCAGAGCCAAGGCUAGCGGAGUUGGAAAUAAGCUGAAACUAACACAUGGCUUGGAAUACUGCCACAGCCCAAUUGGCCUCUGAAGUAACUGAAGCCUAGGUGAAGGAAGCGUCUGAAGGAAUCGCCACACAUUUGUCUGAUCACUCUGUUCUCCACUAAACCUGGGAUGUCAAGCAUUUGAGGGAACCCGACAGUCCCUACUUCCACGAAGCAGGACCAAAGGGGUCCUUUCCGGCCCCUGCAGAGGUGGUCUUUGGUUCCCUCAACAUUCUGUAGCUGAUUAAACUUUUCCCA